Messenger RNA from Hipposideros armiger (great roundleaf bat), 5547 nucleotides. RefSeq names its product SEC22 homolog C, vesicle trafficking protein (gene SEC22C). Gene Ontology annotation, biological process: endoplasmic reticulum to Golgi vesicle-mediated transport. Lineage: Eukaryota; Metazoa; Chordata; Mammalia; Chiroptera; Hipposideridae. The record is from RefSeq and is a predicted model, not a curated record. The transcript has 6 exons. Bases 145 to 876 code for a protein of 243 amino acids.
UGCGCCUGGGCCGCCAGCGACUUGGUCCGGGUCCGCCCGGUGGGCUAAGGUUGCGGAGGAGGCGGCGGGUGGCGCGGAGGGAGGCCGCUGACUCUGGGAGGCCGCCGUCUGGGCGAGGUGUCCUCAUGACUUCUCUCGCGGACCAUGUCCAUGAUCCUUUUUGCCUGUGUGGUAAGGGUGAGGGAUGGACUGCCCCUCUCGGCCUCCACUGACUUUUACCACACCCAAGAUUUUCUGGAAUGCAGGAGACGGCUCAAGACUUUAGCCUUGCGUCUGGCCCAGUAUCCAGGUCGCGGUUCUGCACAAGGAUGUGACUUCAAUAUACAUUUUUCUUCUUCCGGGGAUGUGGCCUGCAUGGCGAUCUGCUCCCGCCGGUGUCCAGCAGCCAUGGCCUUCUGCUUCCUGGAGACCGUGUGGUGGGAAUUCACAGCUUCCUAUGACACCACCUGCAUUGGCCUAGCCUCCAGGCCGUACGCCUUUCUCGAAUUUGCUCCCAAUUUCCGAAUGGAACCAGUGACAGCCCUGGGUAUCCUGUCCCUUAUUCUCAAUAUCAUGUGUGCUGCUCUGAAUCUCAUUCGUGGAAUCCACCUCGCAGAACAUUCUUUACAGGUUGCCCAUGAGGAAAUUGGAAAUAUUCUGGCUUUUCUUAUUCCUUUUGUAGCCUGCAUUUUCCAGUGUUACCUGUACCUGUUCUACAGUCCAGCCAGGACGACGAAGGUGGUGCUGAUGCUGCUCUUCAUUUGCCUGGGCAACGUGUACCUGCACGGGCUGAGGAACCUCUGGCAGAUCCUCUUCCACGUAGGAGUGGCUUUUCUGUCUUCACAUCAGAUACUGACGAGGCAGCUUCAGGAGAAGCAGUCCGACUGUGGCGUGUGAGGGUGGCUUCGUGUGAGGAUUGGAUCCUUCCAUCUUCUUCUGAGGGUCAUCUGUGUUUCUCUUUUGGCUUCUCGACCUCACCUCAGGUUUCCAUGCUUGAAGUUCAUUUCGACCAAACUGGACUGAAACCGAGACUUGGGGACUUGGAACAGGUGCAGUUGAGGGUAUGCGGUCGCUUGAUCCCCAGUCGCUGUUCUGUGCUGAGUGUUUCUGCAGGAUCUCCAGUUUGGCACACAUCCUUAGGAUGGCAGACGCUGGGGGCUCGUUCAGAAAGGCAUUAUUGGCAGAUCAGAACUAUUUUGGUCUUUUAAAUUGAAUGAUGCAAUAAACCACUAGAUUCGAUAAUACUAGUUUUAGUAAUUGGCAGUUGUCUGAAACCACUUUGAAAUCCAUAUCAGCUUUUCAGUACAAGUGUGACUUGGUUAGUUUUUUUAGAGGGUCAGUACAGGGUAAAUUGAAAACUUCAAAAUAUGGUUCGUAAAUAUAAGCAAGGUAAAUUUUGUUUACAUUUUUUGAUAACUUAGGCUCAAUACGAUACCUUGAGAAUAUUUAAAUAUAUUUUGGAUAUGAAUUGAGCUUGUCUUCAUUUAGGGUAAGGACAGACUUAAGCUGAGAAAAUGGCUAAGAAAGCUGAGUUUAUUUAAUUUAUAUAUGACCUUUGAUAGUGGUGGGACUGUAUGGGUACAGAAAUGUUUUGUAUUUAUUUGCAGGGUAUAUCUGAAUAUUUUAAAAAUUGAGUAACCAAUUCUACUGGAUUGUAGGCUUAUAAGCAUGAGCAGAAAUGAGUAUUUCAGGAUUCCUUACAUUGGGCCACAGACUGGAGUAGGUGAGUCACGUGGACUCACAGUGUCACUUUACAGACACAGGUGGAGGAGGCUGCUGUCAUCAGCCUUGUACAUGGCAGCCAAGUGCCUGUCAUUUUAAUGAUGGUGAAUACUUGACCCCAUGUACCUGUUCCCAGAAGACGUCCCAAAUUAAUCAUUCCUCUACACCUUUCCCAAUCGUCUUAAUGAGAUCAAUGGCCUCAUUUUUUAUGAACAAGCGUUAAGUAGGUAUUAACUUUUUUAAAGCUUUAUAAGAUAUAAUUAACCCUGUGCCCUGAAAAGUUAUUUUUCUUUCUUUCAUUGUCAAAAUAUUGAUUGAUCAUAGUUUCCCAAAAUGUGGACGUGAAUCCGAUCCCUGAGGUCUCUGGAAAUUGCAGCCUAGGUUGUCCGGUUCCAUUCAGGAGGCCAUUUCGGGGAACAAUCCAUUUUGGAUUGUUCUGGAAUCCGAAUAGUUAGACAUUCUAGAAGUUUGGAAUCCAAAUACCUCAGUCACAAUUGCAUGGUAUACUUGGGGUUGAAUUAUGUAGUCUUGAAAAAUUAACAAGUCCUAGUUUGAUAGUUUGUAAAAGUUGAAAACCAUUGAUUGCAAGAGUUUUUGAGCAUGGGAGGAAAGCAAGAAGAUUGUUUCGGGGAAUUCAGUUGUGCUUGGUUAUUACUGGUGGUGUAUUGUUACUGAGCUACCUUGGUGUCACUUUAAGAAAAACAAGUCAUGUGACUGGGUACUGUUGGGUAAAUGUUGCCACAGUCAUUUUAUUUUCUUAUAAUAGAAUUUUCUAUUUUUAAUCAAGUAAAAUACCUGAAUAUGAAAGUUCUAUUGGCAACAUCCUCAGAUGGAAAUUUCCAAAUUGUCUCUCUGUUGACUUUGCAUCUGCAUAGUUUUCUGCAUCCGCAGCAGGUGAAUGUUCAGGCUUUCUGGGAGGUAAUUUCGAAGAGAUGGUAAAAUAUAAUGGGAAGCCAUUGGAGGGGGAGACAGUCCUUUUACAGUAGAAGCACAAAAAAGCUUUAAAAGUUGGUAAGAGCAACUUACAAACAAUUGUUUCCUUUUCAAGCCCAUGUGCUAUUGGUGUUGCCGUGUAGCCAUGUACCCCAGAUGCUCUGGGGGUCUGAGCCUGUGACCCACAUUCAGCAAGAAGUGAAGAACAGCCCUUGAAGAGGACCCCCUCCUGGGGAAUGCUUUCUGCGCUGUCCACACUUGGUUGUAUGUGGUCUUAAUCAGCUUUACCAUCUACUUGGGGUUUGAGAUUUACUUUUGCAAACAAAAGGGAAAAGAUGCACUAGGCAAGCAGGACAAAAUCACAGCCACAUAAACAUUGUUUAAUGAACUGAAAUCCAGCAGAAAGAGGCCUCAGCUCACUGGAGGAAGAAAUGAGUGAUAGGGAAGGCGUUCUGGAGACUUUUUCCGAGGGGAAUCCCGGGCUCAGCGUUGACUUGGUCCAGGCCUGGAGGUUUGUGGCCUCUUGUUGUCACCCUCAGUGCCAGAAAGCUAGCUCCCCAUCGCAGGAGUUGUCCGCACCCACCACGGAUGCAUUGCCGAGCCAGCACCAGAGUUUCCCCAGUGCUGAAAUGCUCGCUGCCCAACCCACCUCACAGGGCUAGAUCUGGGAAUAGAUGAAAUCAAAACCGUGAAAGUGCCUUCUGGUACCAGGUGCUGCAAGACCUGGAGCAUCGGAGCGUGUCAUGUCCCAUCUCGUGGACCAGUGCUCGUGAGCAGGGCCCCCCGCCCCCAAGUACGCUAGUGAAGGAGACGCACACUCGGGCUCCUUGUCUCUAGGCUACUAGUAUGUGACGUACGUGAGGAGGACCUUUCCUGGGGUUCUUUGUCCUGGAUGGGGUCAGCCAGGGCCUAUUUAGGGUGGUGUUCCCUCCCUGUACUAGAGGCCCCACUGCCUGCAGCAGGAAUGGGACCAUCGUCGCCUCCUGGCUUGGCUUCCCAGGCUUGUCCCCCAUUAUCUGUGAACUCUGUUGUCAGGCAUUGUGAAUCAAGGCCCAACGCUUCAAAGUUCCUUACAGGGUGGGAACCGCGGUGGCGCCAGCAGUGCUGAGAUGAAAACAUUCAGUGGCCGUUUCUAUCAGCCUCACCUUGAGCUCCUGUUCUCCUACACGCCCCGUUCUGGUCUCCCCUGCCUCUUUCCACCUCUGCCCCACACACUCCAACCCUGGGAACAGAGGCUGGAACUGCAAUGUCUGGGGGGGGUGGGAAAGCCACUUUAAUUGUGUCCGUAGGGUGGGUACAGGAGCUUCAGAGAGUGGCCAGAUGGCACUGAGGCCCAGCCGUCGCCCCCUGUGCCAGGAGCUUCAGCACACACCUGGCAGGCGGGUCCGGGGGAAGUGGCACUUUGGUGGUCAGCACGGCUCAGCUUCAAAGAUGGCAGCCAGCAGGCAGGCUGUUUGGGGUGCCGGAAGCAGAGGCUGGGUGGGGAGCGGAGCUGGGGGUCCCCUGUCUGCUGGAAGGUAGCAGCUGCCCCUUGGCAUGGGGGCUGCCAUUUGCCGUUCCUCGAAGGAGUCGGCCGUUCAUUGUGACAUGUGGGACAGGUGGCCCCAGAGAACCUGCUGCCUGUACAGGGCAGCACAGGUGAGGGCCAGCAGGGAUGGGAGUGUUGACGGCGACCAGACGGUGUCCCCGCUCUGAGGUUGCUCAUUCCAGUUGUUCCGACAGAGUCCUGCCCAGGUACAGGGAGGCUCCACCUGUGCGCGGGGAGUGUUCAUCAUGGUGGAGGAAGCCAGAGCGGAUGUGCCCUUGAGAGAGGAAGGGGCGGGGAGUGCACUGCUCAGCUGGCUGGGAGGCCUGGGUUGGCUCUAAUGCUCCGCCCGGCACCGCCCAUCCGCCCCAGUGUCCUCAUCUGAGAAACGGGGACAGCAUCCCUGUCAUGCUGUCAUGAGAACAAGAGCCUGGUGGGGGGGAUACUGGGUGAACCCGCUGUUCGUGUGCAGGGGGAAGGCUGUGAGCGCACCCGCUGCGCCGAGGUUCUGUGAGCUCAGGCAGCACAGCACAGCCAUGUCUUCUGGCCUUGAUGAGAAAGGGCAUCUGAUGAUACUGCGGUGUCAAUUGCCUCAUCCUUUCACGCCAGAAAGGCCGUGGCCUCUCUUCCUCCUGCCUCCUGCCUCCAGGCACAGAGCCCUCGGCUCCAUCGGCUUUGGGUCCUCCUGGACCCAGGGAGGUCGGUUCUGCUGGUUGGGUUGGAGGCCUACCCUACGGGGCCAGGGACCAACCCUCAAGGUCUGUCCCUUCUCGGAGCAGUGACGUCAGACUCUGUUGUUGGGGAAAUGUCACUGGCAGGGAACCUGUGGAAAAUGGCUUGUUAGUAGAAUCUGGGAAUGGCCGGAUAUGGAAACAUCUGGCUGUGUGUACCGAUCGCAGAGCUAGCUGUUCCCCUCAAGCGCCUUUUAUUUAGGGUAAAAUUAUCAAAUCCAUUCUGUUCCUCUAAUCUGUGCUUGGCACAUAUGACCUUUUAACCCUUAUACGUAUACGAUUCUGGGGUUGCUCUAAAAAUAGUAUUUAACGAGUUAUUCAUAUGACCCCCAGGAUUCUGUUUUGUUUAAUGGACUUUCCUCCUAACAGGAUUAGAUUGGGGCCGAUUUAGCCAGGGCGAAACCAUUUAUUUCACAUAUUCAUUUUGAGUGCUUGCUGUCCGUGUUAUACAAGCUUCUUACUGUUUUUAUGUAUUAACAAAGAUCUAUUUUGAGUAAAUGCUGGGUACGUUUUAACAAACUUCCACACAGUGGUGAAGCCUACAUUUGUAUCGAUGUAUGUCAGGAAUGUUGCUUAGCCAUUUAUAUACUGUGUAUAUGUAAAUUAAAUGGAGUGGCUUCAGAAGUGGGAGGAGAAUAAAUCUAAGGUGCUGAUUAA